AGCUUGUUUCCCUCUUAGUAAGAUCCCGUUCUCUCUUCCCCUCUCUCGCUCUCUCUCUCUCUCUCUCUCAAUCAAUCGAAUCGACCGAAGAAUUGAGAAGAUGAAUGGGUUGCAGGCGCUGGAGAUAUAGUAAUGGCUAGCUCAGGUCGCUAAGGUUUCGUUUCUUUACAUCUUUUCUCCCAUUUUGAGGUAAGUCCUCUUUUCAGGAGCCAUUUUUCAGCGACACUGUAAACCCUAACCAGUAGCGGUACUAUUUUCAUUUCUUCCUCUGUGCUUAGAAACCCUUAUUUUGGUGCUUCAAAUCCCUAAUCCCCCUUCAUAGCUUCACAAAGGCGAAACUCCUAGCUUUCCCACAACUUCUGAGAGAGGGCGAGUGCUGUUUUUCAAAUUUCUAGAGAGAGAAUACUGAUCAAACUCCUAGAUAGAGUGUUCUGGACUUUCUAGUGAGAGAGAGCUUAGUGAGAGAGAGCUCUGUUCGAAUUCAUAGAGACAGUUUUGCUGAACUUUCUUGUGAGUUCUCCUGAAAUUCUUCCUCCUUCUAGUGAGAGAAAGAGAGAGCUCUUUUUAAACUCUUACAGAUUUAGAGAGAAACCGCAGACCAUGUACCUCUACGGAUUGACCCUGCAACAGGCCACUGGCGUGGUUUGUGCAACCUAUGGAAACUUCGUAGGUGGAAAAUCACAAGAGAUCAUUGUAGCGAGAGGCAAAGUUCUCGAUCUUCUUCGACCUGAUGAUAGAGGUAAGCUCCAAACUCUACUCUCAGUUGAGGUUUUUGGGGCCAUUCGAUCUCUGGUUCAGUUCCGACUCACCGGUUCACAAAAAGACUACAUAGUUGUGGGCUCUGAUUCAGGUCGAAUAGUGAUCUUAGAGUACAACAAAGAGAAGAAUAUCUUUGAGAAAAUUCACCAAGAAACAUUUGGGAAAUCAGGUUGCCGAAGAAUCGUUCCUGGCCAAUAUCUGGCAGUUGAUCCCAAGGGGCGAGCGGUUAUGAUUGGGGCUUGUGAAAAACAAAAGUUAGUCUAUGUUUUGAAUCGUGAUACCUCAGCUAGGCUCACAAUUUCAUCACCCCUUGAAGCUCACAAAUCUCACACUGUAGUAUACUCCAUUGCUGGUGUUGAUUGUGGUUUUGAUAACCCAAUCUUUGCAGCUAUCGAGCUUGAUUACUCUGAAGCUGAUCAGGACUCGACUGGUCAAGCAGCUAGUGAGGCCCAAAAGCACCUAACUUUUUACGAGCUUGAUCUUGGGUUAAACCAUGUCUCCCGCAGAUGGUCGGAGCCUAUUGAUAAUGGGGCAAAUAUGCUGGUCACCGUACCAGGAGGUGGUGACGGCCCAAGCGGCGUCUUAGUCUGCGCCGAAAAUUUUGUAAUUUACAAGAACCAGGGACAUCCGGAUGUGCGGGCAGUUAUCCCAAGGCGUGCUGAUUUGCCUGCUGAACGGGGGGUUUUGAUUGUUUCUGCUGCAACACAUAGGAUAAAGUCUAUAUUCUUUUUCCUCUUGCAAACUGAGUACGGUGAUAUAUUCAAGGUGACAUUGGAGCAUGAUAACGAUAGGGUAUCAGAGUUGAAAAUUAAGUAUUUUGAUACUAUUCCAGUCACUACGGCAAUGUGCUUGCUCAAGUCGGGGUUUUUGUUUGCGGCUUCAGAGUUUGGGAACCAUGCAUUGUAUCAAUUUCAGGGGAUUGGGGAUGGCGAUGAUGUUGAGGCUUCAUCGGCUACGAUCAUGGAGACAGAUGAGGGGUUUCAGCCUGUGUUUUUUCAACCACGGGGCCUAAAGAACCUUAUUAAGAUUGAUCAGGUAGAGAGCUUGAUGCCCAUUAUGGAUAUGAAGGUGAUUAAUCUCUUUGAGGAGGAGACACCCCAAAUUUUCACCUUGUGUGGUCGCGGUCCCCGAUCGUCAUUGCGGAUCCUACGGCCGGGUUUGGCUGUGAGUGAGAUGGCCGUGUCACAGCUCCCUGGUGUCCCAAGUGCAGUGUGGACAGUGAAGAAGAGUGCAAGUGACGAGUUCGAUGCUUACAUUGUGGUUUCUUUCGCAAAUGCGACACUUGUUCUAUCAAUUGGAGAGACAGUUGAAGAAGUUAGCAAUAGUGGGUUUCUCGAUACUACUCCCUCUCUUGCUGUUUCCCUUUUGGGUGAGGAUUCUUUAAUGCAAGUUCACCCUGGUGGCAUUAGACACAUCAGGGAAGAUGGUCGAAUUAAUGAGUGGAAAACACCGGGAAAAAAGACGAUUGUUAAGGUGGGUUCGAAUAGAUCUCAAGUGGUGAUUGCUUUGAGUGGUGGGGAGCUCAUUUAUUUUGAGAUGGAUGAGACAAGGCAGCUUAUGGAGGUCGAGAAGCACGAGAUGACAGGUGAUGUCGCAUGCCUUGACAUCGCCCCGGUACCUGAAGGAAGGAAAAGAUCACGUUUUUUGGCAGUAGGCUCUUAUGAUAGCACCAUUCGCAUUCUCUCUUUAGACCCCGACGACUGUAUGCAAGUGUUGAGCAUGCAAAGUGUGUCUUCUCCACCUGAGUCCCUUCUAUUGCUCGAGGUUCAAGCUUCAGUUGGUGGUGAAGAUGGGGCCGAUCGCCCAGCUAGUGUUUUUUUAAAUGCUGGUCUCCAAAAUGGUGUGCUUUAUCGAACCGAGGUUGAUAUGGUCACCGGUAACCUCUCGGAUACUCGUUCUCGCUUUUUGGGUCUUAGGCCUCCCAAGCUAUUUGCUUGUAUGGUUCGAGGUCGGAGAGCCAUGCUGUGCCUUUCAAGUAGGCCAUGGCUUGGAUACAUUCAUCGUGGCCAUUUUUUGCUUACCCCACUUUCAUAUGAGACCUUGGAAUAUGCAGCUUCAUUCUCUUCCGAUCAGUGUGCUGAAGGUGUUGUUGCAGUUGCAGGGGAUGCAUUGAGGGUCUUUACAAUUGAAAGGUUGGGUGAAACUUUCAAUGAAACAGUGGUUCCUUUGAGGUAUACCCCUCGAAAAUUUGUUCUCCAUCCAAAAAAGAAGCAUUUGGUUAUAGUGGAGAGUGAUCAAGGGGCUUUCACAGCCGAGGAGAGAGAGGCAGCGAGGAAGGAGUGCUUAGAAGCUGCUGGUCUAGGGGAAAAUGGCAAUGCCAAUGCUGAUCAAAUGCAAGAGAAUGGGGAUGAUGAAGAGAAGGAAGAUCCACUUCCUGAUGAGCAAUAUGGGUACCCAAAGGCGGAAUCAGACAAGUGGGUCUCAUGUAUUAGGGUUCUCGACCCAAGGUCCGGAAACACAACGUGUUUAUUGGAACUUCAGGACAAUGAGGCAGCAUUUAGUGUGUGCACUGUGAAUUUCAGUGACAAGGAGUAUGGAACUCUUGUGGCUGUUGGUACGGCCAAGGGACUGCAGUUUUGGCCAAAAAGGCAAGUUUCAGUGGGGUUUAUCCAUAUAUAUAGAUUUGUUGAAGAUGGCAAGGCACUUGAACUUUUGCAUAAAACGCAAGUGGAUGGGGUUCCUCUAGCUUUAUGCCAGUUUCAAGGGAAAUUACUGGCUGGUAUAGGUCCAGUGCUGAGGUUAUAUGACUUGGGGAAAAGGAAGUUGCUUCGAAAGUGUGAGAAUAAGCUGUUCCCAAAUACCAUAGUAUCUAUCCACAGUUACCGUGAUCGUAUUUAUGUUGGCGACAUCCAGGAGUCAUUCCAUUAUGUAAAAUACCGAAGGGACGAGAACCAACUCUACAUUUUCGCAGAUGAUUCUGUCCCUCGAUGGUUGACCGCAUCAUACCACAUAGAUUUCGACACAAUGGCAGGAUCUGACAAGUUUGGGAACAUCUACUUUGUGAGGUUGCCACAAGAUGUUUCUGAUGAGAUUGAAGAAGACCCAACUGGUGGAAAGAUCAAGUGGGAGCAAGGAAGGCUUAAUGGGGCUCCUAACAAAAUGGAAGAGAUUGUUCAGUUCCACGUGGGUGAUGUGGUGACUUGCCUUCAAAAGGCAUCACUAAUUCCUGGUGGUGGUGAGUGCAUCAUUUAUGGCACAGUUAUGGGGAGCCUGGGAGCUUUGCUUGCCUUCACUUCGAGAGAAGAUGUUGACUUCUUUGCGCACUUGGAGAUGCAUAUGAGGCAGGAACACCCCCCUCUUUGUGGAAGGGACCAUAUGGCCUAUCGAUCUGCUUAUUUCCCUGUUAAGGAUGUGAUUGAUGGUGAUCUUUGUGAGCAAUUCCCAACGCUCGCCCCAGAUUUGCAGAGGAAAAUUGCAGACGAACUCGAUAGAACCCCAGGCGAGAUCCUCAAGAAGCUUGAAGAUGUCAGGAACAGGAUCAUCUAGUUUAGAUGAUACGCUAGGCUCCUUGACGACCCACUAAAUUUUGUAAAAUUAUGCCUCUCUCUCUCUCUCUCAUAGCCAAUCUGUUGAUUUAAGGGCAAAGGCACUAUUUGUGAAAAUUGUGGGAGGAGCCUCAAACUGAUGGUACAGAAUUGUUGAUUGUAUGCUCUUGUUGAUGGUUUAAGCGCUAACUGGUUGUGUAUUGCAUUGGCUCCUUGAGUUAUGACAUGAGUGCAUGCUCCUUACCUGAAUACAAAUCUCGCUGUAGUCUGUUGA
Amborella trichopoda is the source of this 4518-nucleotide messenger RNA. Its product is annotated as spliceosome-associated protein 130 A. Gene Ontology annotation, molecular function: nucleic acid binding; protein binding. NCBI's taxonomy places the organism in Eukaryota, Viridiplantae, Streptophyta, Magnoliopsida, Amborellales, Amborellaceae. Gene Ontology annotation, cellular component: nucleus. The record is from RefSeq and is a predicted model, not a curated record.